GCGCGAGGAAACGUUCUCUGGGUCUUCUUCUUUAUUCGUUUCGUCCAUGAAGGACACAAAGAUGAAGAAGAAGAUGAGGAAAUGUAGUAGUGAGUAUGAGAAGAGAAGAAGAAGAAGAAGAAAGAUGGUGCACAGCUUCAAAGUUGGGGUGGCCUUGGUGCUAGUCUCACUCUUGUAUGUUCUUGACCCUCUCUUCCAUCAAGUGGGCCAAAAUGUCAUGUGGGCCAUCAUGACCGUCGUCGUCGUUUUCGAGUUUUACGCAGGUGCAACAAUAAGCAAGGGCAUAAACAGAGGGAUUGGGACAAUACUUGGGGGGUUAUUAGGAUGUUUGGCGGCCUUUAUAGCCCGUAAGUUGGGAGGCUUCUUACAUGGUACUAUUGUCGUCGCCAUUGCCGUUUUCAUUGUAGGUGUGGGGGCAACGUACGUAAGAAUGAUGCCGAGAAUAAAGAGAAAAUAUGACUACGGGGCGUUGAUUUUCAUAUUGACUUUCAACUUGGUGGUGGUGUCGGGUGUGCGGGCCGACAAGGUCAUUCUCUUGGCCCGGGACCGCCUGUCCAAUAUCGGAAUGGGCUUUGCGGUCUGCGUCCUCACCAGCCUGCUUCUAUUCCCCCAAUGGGCCAGCGACCAACUCCACUCCUCCACCUCUUCCACCUUUCUUCACAUCGCCUCUUCUCUCCAAGGGUGUUUGGACGAGUACAUGGCGAUUUCGGAUGAGAAGAAAAGCGGAGAAAGUGCCGACGUCAGUGCUUGCAAACGUAUCUUGUAUUCUAAGGCCAACGACGAAUCUUUGGCAAAUUUUGCAAAGUGGGAACCUUGGCAUGGGAAAUUUGGGUUCUCCUACCCAUGGGAUAAGUAUAUGGAGAUUGGAGAAGCACUACGAGAAGUUGCUGCCAUUGUUAUUUCACUCAAAGCUUGCAUUAUUCGAUCCAUGCAACAGCCAUUAACCCCGACACAACGAGAAACGGUGAAAGAGCACAGCGAAAGAGUGGGUUUAACGUUGGUGUGGGUUUUGAGAGAGAUGGGAGAGAGCAUUAAGGGCAUGAGAUUAAUGUCCACAACCAAUAAUCAUAAUAAUCAUAAUCAUAAACUGAAGUUGUCUCCGACAAGCAUUACUAUUAGUAAUCCUCCCAACUUGUUGGAGCUCAUGGAGCAAGAAGACAAAGACAACCUCGUUCAUGCUGUCAUCACGGCGACCUCGUCGGCGGCUUCAGAACAGCUAGGCAUGUCGAGCUUCGUUUUCAUGAUGAACGAGAUGUCGAAGAGGGUCGAAGCGUUGGCGACGAAGGUGGAGCAACUCGGCGACAUUGCCGAAUUUCGCAGCGCCGAUGACAAGCUAGCAGAAGUCUGAUUGUAGUAUGUGUGUAGUCUUUCUUGGUUGACCUCAAAAGUCAAAACAUACCGGCCAGGUGGGAUAAUGGUGGGGCCAGCCGGGAGACAAAUCACCGUAAGAGCCCCACAUCGGUCUCAAAACCGUUGUCCGACUCUCAUAUUCCACCAUCCAGAUGUUGUUACAUAGCACAAAAAUCUGAAAUAACAUUUUUUGGGACAA
Cuscuta campestris is the source of this 1549-nucleotide messenger RNA. Lineage: Eukaryota; Viridiplantae; Streptophyta; Magnoliopsida; Solanales; Convolvulaceae. The record is from the annotation of a GenBank genome assembly.